This is a messenger RNA of Vicia villosa (hairy vetch), 846 nucleotides long. RefSeq lists its product as uncharacterized. The record is from RefSeq and is a predicted model, not a curated record. The transcript has 2 exons. The coding region runs from base 1 to 846 and encodes 281 amino acids. NCBI's taxonomy places the organism in Eukaryota, Viridiplantae, Streptophyta, Magnoliopsida, Fabales, Fabaceae.
AUGGCUGAUAACAACAUCCCAAACCCUGACCCCUUCCUCCUGCAACAGCUCAUCGAGAAGUCCACCCGCGAGGGGACAAAUCGUCGCCGGCAGGAGGGACAGCAGCAUGCUCCUCCCGGGCAGAGGAGACCGAGGCGAAUAGUCCGUCACGAAGAGGAGGAAGAGCAUAUCAACAUCCCUGAGGGUGCUGACCCCACCACCGCCCUCUUGCUCAAGGAACUGCGGAAGACAAACAACCUCCUCCGACUUCAAGACGACCGCAUCCACGAGCUGGAAAGGAAGCGACGAUACCGCUCCCCUCCACGGAGGCGCUAUCGGUCGCGUUCCUAUUCCUCCUCACGAUCACCCCCGAGGAGACACCGUCGGCGUUCCCCAUCCUCCUCACGCUCUCCGCCUAGAAGAUACCGCCGCCGAAGGUCAUAUUCCCGCUCUCCACCACGAAAGAGCAGGAAAAAUCAGAGACCUGGGGCCACUGAAACCGGAAGCCUUUCCCCUGAACGGGAUCACCGAGGUCCUUCCAAAGCUGUGCUGAAACCCCGCGAACGUUCCCCUCCCAGGGACAGCCGCCAAGUCCAGACAAAUUCCAGGGAAAGCCCCGGCGAGGCAGACACUCAACCUCCCCGGGACCAAGUGACGAGGAGGACUUCUGCAGCCCUUUGUCCGAAAGCAUCCGAAGAGCCCGCCUCCCACGGGGGAUGGAGAAACCACCAGUUUUGGACCAAUACGACGGGACAACUGACCCUGACGACCAUAUUCGGAGCAUCGAAGGCGUCAUGGAUUACCACGUCGUCCGGGGAUCCAUCAAAUGCCGCAUCUUUCCGACCACCCUCAGGAAAGGAGCGAUGA